CUGUUGCACACACUGACAUUUGCUUUCCCACGGCUUUCUGAGAGUCUUGUACCUUUUCUAUUUCCCCCAGCUCUGCACAGACAACUGUGUGCACACACACUGUGUUCUAGGGCGUGGUUUCUCUAGGAACCUUCACUGAGCCUCUUGUACAGCACCCCACUCUUUGUUCACGUGCUGGAUCCCACCUCAAUGUGGAUUUUUGUUUUUUGUUUUUUGUUUUUUUUUUUUGCUUUUCAGCUCUGAGGGACAACAGAAUUGAGCUGGUGCGAGCGUCAUGGCACGAGCUGAGUAUCAGUGUCAGCGACGUGUCCCUGUCGGACGAAGGGCAGUACACCUGCUCCUUAUUCACCAUGCCUGUCAAAACUUCCAAGGCUUUCCUCACCGUCCUCGGUGUUCCUGAGAAGCCACAAAUUACUGGAUUUACCUCACCGGUUAUGGAGGGAGAGAGGAUGCAGCUCACUUGCAAGACAUCUGGUAGUAAACCAGCAGCUGAUAUCAGAUGGUUCAAGAAUGACAAAGAAGUUAAAGAUGUUAAAUACUUCAAAGAAGAAGAUUCAGUUCGUAAAACAUUCACAGUCAGCAGCACGCUGGAUUUCCUAGCAGAUCGCAGUGAUGAUGGUGCAGUUGUAAGUUGCAGAGUAGAUCAUGAGUCCCUAAACUCUACACCUCAGAUAGCAAUGCAGGUUCUAGAAAUACACUAUACACCUUUAGUUAAAAUCAUUUCUUCCAAUUCAUGGCCUGAAGAAGGACAAUCUAUAAUUUUGACUUGUGAAUCCAAAGGAAAACCAGUGCCAGAACCAGUACUGUGGACAAAGGAUGGUGGAGAACUACCAGAUCCAGAGAGAAUGGUUGUCAAUGGCAGGGUUCUAAGCAUCAGCUUCCUAAACAAAACAGACAAUGGCACGUACCGAUGUGAAGCGAAAAAUCCCAUUGGCCGAAACAGCACAGAAUAUGUCCUGAUAGUACAUGAUGUUUUCAACACUUUGCUUCCCACUACUGUCAUCCCCUCCCUUACCACUGCAACAGUCACAACCAAUGUAGCCUUAAAAGCCAGCACAACCACAUCGGCAACAGCCACCAGCAUCAGAGAUCCAAAUGCUUUGGCUGGACAGACUGGACCUGACCACGCUCUUAUAGGAGGAAUAGUGGCUGUAGUUGUCUUUGUAACACUAUGUUCUAUAAUUCUCCUUGGUCGAUACCUGGCAAGACAUAAAGGAACAUAUUUAACAAAUGAAGCAAAAGGAGCUGAAGAUGCACCUGAUGCCGACACAGCCAUUAUCAAUGCAGAAGGCAGCCAAGUCAAUGCAGAGGAGAAAAAAGAGUAUUUCAUUUAG
Molecule: messenger RNA, 1334 nt
Organism: Cinclus cinclus
Lineage: Eukaryota; Metazoa; Chordata; Aves; Passeriformes; Cinclidae
Gene: CADM2
Product: cell adhesion molecule 2
Exons: 8
Coding region: 351-1334 (327 amino acids)
Source: RefSeq, a predicted model, not a curated record